Symbiodinium necroappetens is the source of this 914-nucleotide messenger RNA. NCBI's taxonomy places the organism in Eukaryota, Dinophyceae, Suessiales, Symbiodiniaceae. The record is from the annotation of a GenBank genome assembly.
ACCAGCGUAUUUUCAUGGUGGGCUGGAUGUUGGCACAGUGCCCGAAGAUCGUCGACUUCCUGAAGUUCCGGGGCUUUAUCUCGGACCAAACCGCCCAUGAGAUGCCGAGGUACAUCAAUGCUUUGACCCAGGACCCUACGACCAUCCCGCAGCAGAACGACUUCUUCUCAACGAUGACCCUUUUGUCGUUCAAGAGCUGGGACACUCGGCAGGACUUCAUGGCGAAGUUUGGUGGUACAGCAGGAACGCCACUGUAUUCGGACGAGAGCACCCCUGUGCAUGGAAAGCACAUUCGGGUCAGCCCCUCGAGUCCACAAUGGCAACGCAAACUCGAGCUGCCACUUCGCAUCAUCCUGUCUGUGAUCAACAACCACCCCGACUACACCGCCGGUGGGAACAAGAUGAUGAUACUGUGGAAAACUCUUACCGUGAUGGCCCCAAAGGACGACGAAGACUUUGACCAAGACGCCAAGGCAUGGGCACGCUUGUUCUAUUUUCAGGACAAGGGGGACUUCGUGGGCCGUUUGGAGGUGGUGCCCGAGCUGGCACGCCUCAUGGAAGCCCCACCGACUGAGGGAGUUGCAAAGGGCAAGGGCAAAAAGCACUGGAGCAACACGGUGAUUUGGAACAGCUAUUAUUGCCCUUAUCCUUUCAACUUGACCUUGGUUAAGGUCGAUGAGGUUGCCUUCGUCUGGGAUGAAUACUGCGACAAGAAGGGCAAGACAGCGGAGAAGGUCGGGGACUAUGCCAUCAGUACCUUUCGAGGGAAGCCGGCUGCCCCAGACCAAACCGCCGCCGACAUCGGUCGCGACCCGUUCCUCUACUCGGACGAUGUGGAGAUGCAAGAGGACGUCGGCACAGGAUGGGGCCGUGGCAGUGGCCCGAAAGGAGGCAAGUCUGCCAAGUCGAGCUGA